GACUUUGGGUUUUGCUACCCACUAUUUAACAGCCCUGGCUACACUCAGAAUCAUACUGAACAGAGAAAACAGCAGGAUCAGCAAGGAAUAACUACAAAGAGCUAAAGACAGCAAAGAUGAAGGUUUUCCUGAUGCUUGCCAUUGUGGCAUUUACAGGUUGCCAAGCCAAGCAACCAACUGAUGCCUUCUGGGACUAUAUUAGAUAUUAUCAACUGAGAGAUGUAGUCAAUGAGUAUGCUGACACUCUCCAGAAACAAGUGAGCCCUCUGACCCAAGACCUCAUGACCAAAAUUACCAAGGAGGUGGACGUUCUGAAGGAUCAUCUUCAGAAGGAUCUGACCACUGUGAGAGACAAACUGGAGCCCUAUGCUGAGGAUCUGAAGACCCAAAUUCAGCAGAGAGUGGAGGAGCUGAGAGUAAUUUUGGGUUCCUAUGCUGAGACCUUUGACUCUGAAGCUCUGAAAACUAACUUGCUGCAGAAAACUGAGGAGUUGAGGGGAAAUCUGGAGGAGACAGUGAAGGAGCUGCAGUCCCAGCUGGUGCCCUACACUGAUGAACUCAGACAGAAAUUAGAUCUGCACGUGCAGGAUUUCCAGAAGACCGUGACCCCUCUGACUGAGGAUCUCCAGAGGUGUCUGGCACCCCAUGCCGAGGACCUGAGAAAGAAACUGGAACCGUACGCCCAAAACCUGAAGGACCAUUUCUCCUCUCUUUAUGAAUCCUUCACCAAGACCAACUAAAUACUCGAAACACCACUUUUCACUCACUGGAAUGCUUUUCACCCCCACUAAAACCUUAAAUAUUAAACAUCAAAUGCUCAGUUCUUUAGUGCCUAUCAUAAGAAUACACCUCAAACAGUGGACUGUACCAACUUGCUAAAAGUGCAGAGAAUUUCUCCCACUUUAUUUAUACUACAAUAAAAUUACUGGCAAACUGA
Ictalurus furcatus (blue catfish) is the source of this 937-nucleotide messenger RNA. Its product is annotated as apolipoprotein A-IV. Gene Ontology annotation, biological process: positive regulation of lipid biosynthetic process; cholesterol homeostasis; phospholipid efflux. Gene Ontology annotation, molecular function: phosphatidylcholine-sterol O-acyltransferase activator activity; phospholipid binding; cholesterol binding. The transcript is spliced from 4 exons. Bases 117 to 740 code for a protein of 207 amino acids. Lineage: Eukaryota; Metazoa; Chordata; Actinopteri; Siluriformes; Ictaluridae. Gene Ontology annotation, cellular component: chylomicron; blood microparticle; high-density lipoprotein particle. The record is from RefSeq and is a predicted model, not a curated record.